Molecule: messenger RNA, 409 nt
Organism: Scleropages formosus (Asian bonytongue)
Lineage: Eukaryota; Metazoa; Chordata; Actinopteri; Osteoglossiformes; Osteoglossidae
Gene: pcp4b
Product: Purkinje cell protein 4b
Exons: 3
Coding region: 136-327 (63 amino acids)
Cellular component (GO): cytoplasm
Molecular function (GO): calcium ion binding; calmodulin binding
Source: RefSeq, a predicted model, not a curated record
CGUGAUGCCACGGAGGAGUCGCUCGGCUCACUUUAUAAAGGUGCCGGCGCGGUGCGCGAGCGCGGUCUGUGAACUCGUCCAGAGACACGCAGAAGAGCUGGAGACGCGGAGCCUCCCGGGCUGAACUCGGUAACCAUGAGCGAGAGACAAGGCUCUGGAGCUUCAGGUGGGAACAGCAAAUCAUCUGGUGGACAAGAUGCUUCCAAGAAAGAUGCUCCAGCUGAGGACUUUGACAUUGACAUGGAUGCUCCCGAGACGGAGAAGGCGGCCGUUGCCAUUCAGUCGCAGUUCAGAAAGUUCCAGAAGAAAAAGAAUGAGAAGUCCUAGUUCUGGACCCAGGGCCCAGUGUCCUGAGGCUGAAUAGCAGUCUGGCGUUGCAUGUUGAUAAAACCAUACUGUACGGACUUGG